Rhagoletis pomonella (apple maggot) is the source of this 976-nucleotide messenger RNA. RefSeq lists its product as uncharacterized. The record is from RefSeq and is a predicted model, not a curated record. NCBI's taxonomy places the organism in Eukaryota, Metazoa, Arthropoda, Insecta, Diptera, Tephritidae. The transcript is spliced from 2 exons. Bases 371 to 976 code for a protein of 201 amino acids.
UUCACUAUAAUUCACCGCAAAUUGCAACAUUUCAAAGACAACUUCGGUGGCAUUGUAAUCGGUUGCCUAAACGGCAUCACAGCGCCAAGUAGCCAAAGCGGCAUCGGUGUUGGUGUUGGUGUUGGUGUAGCUGUUGACUAUGAUGGCUGGCGAUCGUGCCUUAGUCGCAUCGAUAGCACCUUGCAACGGCUUGUUGCAUUUGCAUGUGCAACGUUGUUGCGCUUCACGCGCAGUUGCGCCGAUUUGCAUAGUUGGCGUUGUUUGGCUGCAAAUUGCAGACAGCUUUCGUGCAAUAUUUUGACAUGCUACAACACAAACUGCAGCAACUACAUGCAUCAUCACUAUUAUCGCGGCCUAGUUGCAUACCGCCAUGGCUGGGCCAAUUGGCUCCAUUUACGUGUGCGCAAUAAGUAAACCCGAGUACACCAGCUACACGACGCAUUAUCAUCCCGCAGCUAGUUGCAAUAACAACAGCAUAUGCAGCAGCGCCAACAACAGCAACAACCACACUCUUUGUCCACACCACCAACAACAACUGCAACACAACUGCAAUGGCAGCAAUAAUAAUCUCCCAGUUGCAGCUACAGAAGCAGCAUCUCAACAAAUACGACGUCACACCAUCAUAUCGACCACUCUGAGCAAUUACAACAAUCAACAGUUGGCAAUGGCACCGCGACGUGCUUCAAUCGCGUGGGAAAAGCCAACAGCGACAGCACCCACAACAGCCGCUACGCUGACCCAGACAUCAGCCGCUGGCACAGGAAAACACGCGCCAACCGCAAACAUUUACAAGCCCGUGAAAAUUACACUAAUCGGCGAACCAUUGAAGCAAUGGCAAUGGAAUGCUGUUGGCAAUGGCAAGACUGCUGCUACUCAAAGUAAUGGCAGCAACAAUACGGCAAUAAGCAAUGGCAGUGACAAAGUCAGUGUGAAGUGUGAAGCAGCGGGCGGUAGUAAUAUAAAUGGAAAAAAUUAG